AUGUUAAAUCCUGCGCGCAGAGAUUAUCGACAUCGAUAUAUGCAACGUCUUACUCCAGGAGAACGAAUUUGUUUCGAUAAUUUCCGUCAUCACGGAAUUCUUCUUCCAUUUGGUGCGCUGGAUGCUCAUCAUAACGUACCAAAUAGGUUCAUCAUAGAUCGAAUGUUUGGUUGGACAAUGGCUGAUAGUUCUGAUCCACUUUCUGGAUGGAAUAUGUUUGACGUUACCAAGAUUAAACAUGGAACCGCAAAUGAUGAUCUUUACGGAAAACUUUUCUUUUAUCUACGUCAACAAUUGGAAAAGUUUAUUGAUCGAUUGCAAAAAUUAUCUAUUAAUUUUGAUUUAUAUGAUGGGGAUGCACUUGAACUUGGUGAAAAAUUAAAAGGCAAACUAUUUGAUCGAAUUCAUGUAACUAAUCUUAGUGACGAAUUAUAUGUUGGUGUUAAACCUACAUUAACCAAAUUCCGACCGCUUCUAAAUGAUAAUAAUCCACAUGCAACUUUAAUUACUCUAUUCAUGAAUUGGUUACCUUCUAUUCCAGAAUCUGAUAAAAUAAGAAUAAUGGAAGAAAUUUUCAUGAAAAGAGCCAAUGAAUAUAAAAUGAAUCGUACUCCAUCUCUCUCCGAGGCCUCUAAUUUGGCAUCUAUGAUAACAACUCAAACUGCUACUGAAGCUACCGCUAUGUAUGACCAUACUCAAGCAUUCAAUGUAUAUAUGAAAAAGAUGGGUGCGAAUAAAACUGCAGAAAAGGUCGGAUUGCGUCGUCGAGAAGUUCAUAAAGUCGUGCCCAAGAGAAUUGGUGCCAGUAUGAAACAAGAUGAACAAAACAAU
Molecule: messenger RNA, 831 nt
Organism: Racocetra fulgida
Lineage: Eukaryota; Fungi; Glomeromycota; Glomeromycetes; Diversisporales; Gigasporaceae
Source: the annotation of a GenBank genome assembly